Anarrhichthys ocellatus (wolf-eel) is the source of this 3488-nucleotide messenger RNA. RefSeq names its product protein-L-isoaspartate O-methyltransferase domain-containing protein 2-like. NCBI's taxonomy places the organism in Eukaryota, Metazoa, Chordata, Actinopteri, Perciformes, Anarhichadidae. The transcript is spliced from 8 exons. Gene Ontology annotation, biological process: protein modification process. Bases 153 to 1418 code for a protein of 421 amino acids. The record is from RefSeq and is a predicted model, not a curated record. Gene Ontology annotation, molecular function: protein-L-isoaspartate (D-aspartate) O-methyltransferase activity. Gene Ontology annotation, cellular component: cytoplasm.
GCUGAUUUACGUCUGACGUCAGAGCGUCAGCUGGCCGAAUGUUUACAUCCAGCAGUGGCGUGUUUCAGACUGGAUCCCCACAACAACAGAAGGCUGAGCACACGGGACCCCGCUAAGACAGAGACCAGCAGUCUGCAUUUCCACAAGUUAACAUGGGUGGAGCUGUGAGUGCCGGUGAGGACAAUGACGACUUGAUUGACAACCUGAAGGAGGCUUACUACAUCCGCUCAGACCUGGUGGAGCGGGCCUUUAGAGCUAUCGACCGGGCUGACUAUUACCUGGAUGAAUACCGGGAUAAUGCCUACAAGGACUUGGCAUGGCGGCAUGGAAAGAUCCACCUGUCUGCUCCGUGUAUCUACUCUGAGGUGAUGGAGGCUUUGGACCUCCACCCUGGCCUCUCCUUCCUCAACCUGGGCAGUGGGACUGGCUACCUCAGCACCAUGGUCGGCCUCAUAUUGGGACCAUUCGGAGUCAAUCACGGAAUAGAGUUACAUGCAGAUGUGAUUGAUUAUGCCUACCAGAAGCUCGACUGCUUCAUCAAAACCAGCGACAGCUUUGACAAAUUUGAAUUCUGUGAGCCGUCCUUUGUUGCGGGUAACUGCCUGGAGAUUCCUCCAGAGAGCCGUCAGUAUGACAGGGUGUACUGCGGGGCCGGGGUGCAGAAGGAGCACGAGGACUACAUGAAGACCCUGCUCAAGGUGGGGGGCAUCCUGGUGAUGCCUCUCGAGGAAAAGUUGACCAAGAUUACCUGUACGGGGCCGAACAGCUGGGAGACCAAAAAGAUCAUUUCUGUGUCCUUCGCUCCUCUGGUGCUGCCUAAACACGGCACAAAUCGCAAACCCAAGAAUGUCCCACUACCUAAGUAUGAGGUACGGACGUUACAGGAGCUGUCUCGCAUCUGUAUCCGCCACACCCUCAGAGUGAACACAGAUGGAGGAGACAGCCAGUCACGCGGCCGAGGUUCCUCGUUCAGCGUCGGCAGGGGUCUGGCGGUGGCCGGGCUCCAUAAGUACGGCCCUCGCUUCAAACGCCGACGCGUCCACCGGCGCCACUGCAACGCCCUCGUCCUGGCCACGCGUCAGGUGGUGGCCAGCAGUGGCAUUGGCCCCGCCCCUCUGGACGGCAACGACAGCCAGGGAGGGAAAGCGGAGGACGAGGAGGAGGCCGGAGAGAGGGAGGUGAGGCGGCAGAUGAGGGGGAGCAGGAGAGCGGGGAGGGGAGCAGGAGGGGUGGUGGAAGAGGAGGAGACGGUGGAAGAAGAAGAUGAGGAGGAGGAGCAGGAGGAGGAGGAGGAGGAGGAGGAGACCGGGGAGCUGCUCCGACCCCAGCCGGCCGUAAACGUCCUUAGAGAGAGGAUCCUGGGCCUGCCGCUGCCCGAGCCUCUGAAGAUGUACCUGCUGUACUACAGAGAGAAAUGAGCCUGCUAAGGCCACAGCCAGGUCCUGAGUCAGAGCCCAGAGCUGGAGGCAACGACCCAGCAGAAGCCCACGUCUCCCUUGCAACCCCACCACCACCUGUACAAGGCAGGACAACAUGCCACCUACCUUACUGACCCUUAGCUCCACUCGCUCACCUGCUCUCGCCUUCUCCAUCAUCCAUUUUCUCUGCCACUCCCUCUUUUUGCCCUCUGUUCCAACUGUUCUUUACUUGAUUCAUUUCCUGACAUGAUAAAGAGUCAGCUCAAUUUGUCCAGUGGAGGAGGGAGGCAAUGAUUUAGACAAAUAAACAGUCACUGAUGUAAAAAUUGCAUCUCCAUGUAGGUGCAAAAGAAAUAAAUACAAGUACAUGAUACAUACACAGAUGAUCAGUUUGCAGCUCUGUUUAUCUAACAUGCCAAUCAAGCCUUGCCUAACAACAGCUUAACAGUGGCCUGAGUAUCCACAGCUUAGUGGUGCAGAGAAGGACCAUCAGAGUUCAGACAGUGUAGCAUCAAGCAGAGAGAGAAGCUUACCCAUAGACCAGAAGGCAGAGGACGGCCCCUGCUCUUUUAGAGGGGAAGACAUAGAGUGGGCCCAGAGAUCAAGAAAAUGUGCAUUCAAAGUUUUCAUGAUGUUAUAUUUUCUCUCUCAGUAUAUCAUAUUCAAUGAUAUUGUAGCUUGUGACCAAGAUGGUGUUGUGGUUGUGUUUAUUUCCACUCAUUUCCAAAUAUAAGGGGAGCAUUGUUUAUGAGCCCUCAGUUCAUUAAAACAAUUAAAUGAUCUGCUUUUCCAAGGCCGAUCGUUGCUCAUUAUUUCCAGCAUUGUCUUCGGACACUCGUAGAGAUAAUGGAAGUUUGAGUUCUCCCUCUUUCUAUGCAUAUAUUUAACUGUAUGAAUAAAAGUCCACCUUUGUCUCCUGAUGUCGUCACAUGGAGAUGAAACUGUUCUAAAUCCUUACAUUUGUAUCCGAACGGCAGUCUCACUGUUUUUCUCUACAUCCCAUUUUAUUCUCUCACCCAAAAGAGAAUGACUAUAAAAGAUCUCAUACUUACUAAUAUUCCAAUUUACAAAAGUAGACCAGCAUGAUAACACAUAAACUGAUGUUUUUGAUGACUGACAGUGUGCAGGUUUUCUUUUUUCUUGUAAUAAUUAGAUUUUUGAAUUUCAUGAAUCUUGAAGUGGCGUGUACAGUACAUAUGAAAUUGUAUGUUUUGUGAAUCAUAAAAAAAUCUCGAGAUACUACAAAGAUACUUUGAUGAGUAGAGUAAGUAUCUUGUCUCACAUCUUUCUGUUCGUUAGUUAGAUGGAGCGUUAUUCCUUUAUACUCUUUGCUUUUGUACCAAACCUUCUGCUCCCCUCUGUGCCAAACUUCCAUUGCAUGGACUGAAUCCUCAAGAGGAAACGGCAGAUCAUCAACAAGUCACGCUUGAAGAAGAAGAAUUUGUUGAUGUUUUUUCAUUUCAAAAACUUCUCCACUACCACUGAAAUGACACUUGUGGUUGUUUAUGUAUUAGUUAUCAUGUAAAGCUUUAGAUUUCUCCCAUUGGAAAGUUUGUAUUUGACGAAUGUGAUGAAUAGCAAAUUGAUCUUUGCACAAGGCAUAACAGAUGCACCCUGCAUCAGUAAAUACAGUCAAGGAGAUAAAGAAUGGAUAUGAUCACAAUAAUGGGAGGGAUUUCAAUAUGUGCAGUUUAUAUUGGUAAUUUAUCCAACACUGAAUGUGAGGAUUGUGGCCAACAAGCAGGUCCUCAUCUGGCCAGGUGACUCGCAUCCCUUUUGACUCCUGCUGAGUGUGAUGUCAUGCUUCACUGUUUGGCCAUUCUACCAUUUCUACUGCUGCUAGAUCUGCCUAUUAAGUCCUGUAUGCACACCUUUCCUUUAUUCGACAUUAGUACCAUUUACGUUUGUUUGUUGUGCAUUUGUGAUUCUCUGCUGAAUGUACAUACAUGAUGGGUUUUUUGGGGGGUUUCUUUUGCACUUGAUAUUAAGUUUUGGAGAGAAUGAAUUGCUUGUUUUUAAAAUUGAGCUGUAUUAUUGACUACUGUUAAUAAAGUCCAUGAUACAAAAGAG